Xenopus tropicalis (tropical clawed frog) is the source of this 2169-nucleotide messenger RNA. RefSeq names its product transmembrane protein 123 (gene tmem123). The transcript has 5 exons. The record is from RefSeq and is a predicted model, not a curated record. The coding region runs from base 151 to 705 and encodes 184 amino acids. Gene Ontology annotation, cellular component: membrane. NCBI's taxonomy places the organism in Eukaryota, Metazoa, Chordata, Amphibia, Anura, Pipidae.
UCCAGCGGGGACGCGCUGUGGGUGGGAGGGUACGUGACGCUGCGCGCUCCCGCGGAGUCAGGCCGGGGCUGGCUGUGCAGAGCGGCAGAAAGUUAGCUGAGUGGGCGCUUUAGGGAUUCACUCGGGACUCCUGUCAUUACUGUAACUACAAUGAGACUGCCCGGGGGGAAGGGCCUGGGGGCAGCGCUCCUUCUCCUGCUCACUGUCUCCUGUGGGGUGCGGAGCGAUACCUCGGUUUCAGAACCAAAAGCACCAACAGCAACUGCUCCCGUGGCAUCUACCGUAGGAAGCAAUGUCACAAAACCCAAUGUAACUGAACCUGCUACCAAGGAUAACACCACCACCACCACUGUAGUGCCGACUUCGGCUGUGAGUAGCACCAACCAAUCCACAUUGGCUCCAUCAACUUCUGCCGCUACAGUGAAAACCACAGCUAACACUUCCUCUUCGGCAGCGACGACAAUUGUACCUGUGAAACCCACAGCGGCCACAACAGCCUCCGCACCCCCUGCAACUGCUGUCGUGACAAGCUCCAUUGCUUCCCCGGGGUCGGCUAAGAUUUCCGGUUUUGACCUGGGCAGUUUCAUUGGUGGGAUCGUGCUUACGCUGGGCAUCAUAGCCGUCCUCUUCUUCGGCUGCAAGUUUUACAACUCCAGGAGAGGUGUUCGAUACAGGACCAUAGAUGAACACGAAGCUAUCAUUUAAUAUGGAGGGCACCAAAGGAUCCCUAUUCUCCUCUAUCAGCUUUAUUCUGUAUAAUUGCACCGGUUUGGAACGGACAGUCGCUGGGUAGAAUUCAAGUCUGAGUAUCUCGGAAAGAUUGUUUGUUUGUAAGCCCACUGGGUACUGAUUGGGUCAGUACCAUGACGGGAGGUUACUAGGCAUACCUAUGAGCCCCUUGUAGCAUGGUGUAUUCAUAGCACACUGAGCUCAGGCUGUCACGCGGACCAGGUCUGUAUAAUAAUGAUAUGGAAAAUGCUUUUCUUCUGCUUCACAAGAGAAAAAUCAAUAUUUGCACUUUUACCCGUCGCACGAUAAGGAAAUGAAUCUUGCCUUUUGCUUUGCAUCCGGUUCUGUACGGCUGCCUUUUGCCUUAUAUUUUGUCUGCGUUUUAUAAUUAUCAGUGCGUUUGUCUGUGCGGUGCAGCCAUAGGAGGCGUUAGUAACGUAUGCAAGGGUCGGGCAUGGGCAUUGGGCAUCCCUUUUCCCAGGGAGCAGCUGGGGGCAUAGAUUGGCAUUUUGAUUAGCAGCCAUGCCUCCAGUGGGCAACGGUCAUCAAAAACGUUGUUUUGCUUAUGGAGCCUAUGCUGGCAUGUAAUUGUGUUUAUUGGCCUGCUAUUAAAUACGCUCCCCACAUAUGGCACAUAUGGCUAGUAAAAAAAUCUGCACGGCAUUUUCAUGAUUUAUGUUAUUUGGCUGAAGAUCAUAUUCCUUUUUGUGUAGCAACUAAACUGCAUUAUCCUUACAUUUGUAGCUUGUCAUUCUACACUGCUCCUCUAGGUGUCGCUGUUAGCUUUUUCUUUUUUUUUUUAUUCUCUUUACUGUGGCUGAAUCCACUACUUUAACAAGAGGUGGGUAAAUUGAAGCCCAAUAAGCUUGGAAAACACCAACAGUGCCUUAUAACAUUGACUUCAAGUGUAUCCACCAAUCAUUGAGCAGCUGGGCUGCAAUCUGCCCAAUGUGCGCAGUAAUAGGUAGAUACCAUUAAAGUCAGUGGCGUAUGGGACCGGUGCUGUUGGGCAGCCUUUAUCACAUGACCGCCACAGAGAUGUCUCCAUAGGCCCCCAGCUAAGGCCAAAUCAUUCUUCCGAUCCGAGGCGGGGAUUGAUCUGUCAGCGGAUUUCUGUACAUUUUGUAUAAACCCGGGUAAAAAGAUUCUUUUUCCCUUUUCAAUUGAGGAGAUUGAUACAGAGUUAUUGUUUUUGGAGUGGAAAAUAGUUUGUAUUUUUUAAAUCAGUGUGUAAAAUGGUUUUUAUUGUGUUUUUUUUCCUCCAUUGUACAGUAUGGGAUGGAUUGAAUUUGUAUCACAAAGGAAUGGGAAACACAGGAUUAACUGCUCAGAUAUAUAUGGCCUUAAGCAGUUUUUAUAUGUGUCUUUGGCUUUAAGGAAUGUGUGAAUACAAUGAUCCUGAAUUUCUGUUUAAUUAAAAGGAUAAUUUUCACUAUUCUA